CCAGACGACACACACUCAAAGGGGGCAUGCAAUCCCGCGUACGUGUUAUGGUGCUGCUGCCAGUACUCAACUAUUCAUUUUACACUCAGUAAAAGCCUUUUUAAAGACCAUAUACGUCAUAAAUACACUAUUUUUCCAGUUACUUUACUUUCAGACUUGAUCAGGAUGACUGCCAAUACAGAUCUCGCUGCUCAGGUGGAACAAAGAGUCAUCCAGCUAUGUGGAGAAUUCAAACAAGGAAUAACAUAUCAGAUAAUUCAGAAUGACAUGCCAACCUUGAAAUUAGCACAGAUAGUUGAUGUCAUCAAUAAACUCUUAGCAACAAGUAGACUUGAUAUGCUAAAAAAAGAUGACGAUGUCUUAGUCUUCAAACUUCGUGAUCCUGGCAGUUUGCAUAGAGUUAAAGGAGCUGAACCUGAAGAGCAGGUUGUUUAUAAAAUUAUAGAGGAAUGUGGAACCCAAGGUAUUUGGGCCAGGGAAAUACGUUCAAGAAGUAAUCUUCAUCUGAACACUGUUGAAAAAGUUUUAAGAAAGCUAGAGAGUAAGAAGUUAAUCAAAAGCUUCAACCCUGUUUCUGCCCCAAAAAAGAAGACAUACCUUCUUUAUAACUUGGAACCUGAUCGUUCCCUCACUGGUGGUGCAUGGUACUCUGACCAGCAUUUUGAUUCUGAAUUUGUUGAUAUUCUUAAUCAACAGUGCUGGAGGUUCCUUGAGCAAAGGUCAGUUCGUGCAAGACAAGUUACUGGUGGUCCAAUAGCUGUUCGCACAGCAUCAUUUGUUGCUUCAAAGGAAGUUUUGAAGCAUAUAUCUGAACUUGGAAUUACUAAGGUCCAGCUGAGUAUUGAAGACAUUGAAACAAUUUUGGAGACACUUGUGUUUGAUGGUAAAGUUGAGAGAUCAGUGGCAUCAGAAGGGGUUGAAGGUGUUAAACUUUAUCGUGCUGUCACCUCUUUUCUGCCUACCCCUUCACUCAUGUGCAUUCCAUGUGGAGUUUGUCCGUUUCAGUAUUGGAUACCAGUUCAAAUAUCCUCCAGGAAUAGAAAAAGAACACUGUCAAGGGCUUGUUGGUUACUUUCCUAUUGAAGUGGACAGAUCUCGAUUUCUUGACCCUGUUGAUAAAAGAAUGUGAUGAUGUUGGGAAUGUCACCCCAGUGAAAUGCCGAUAUAUGAAAGAAUGGGUGGAUUCACAAUGGUGAUCAUAGAGGAAUAUUGCAAUUCUAAAUGACAUUUGCCAAUAUUUUUGAGUGGGUGCUGUUGAAAUAUGGUUGGUAAAUCAUAUUGGAAUAUGUAAAAAGACCUAGUUCAGGUAAUGCUGAAAAGUACCUGAUUGAUACCGAGAAAAGGAAAUAAAAUGGCUAAUCGU
Molecule: messenger RNA, 1363 nt
Organism: Macrobrachium nipponense
Lineage: Eukaryota; Metazoa; Arthropoda; Malacostraca; Decapoda; Palaemonidae
Gene: Polr3F
Product: DNA-directed RNA polymerase III subunit RPC6-like
Exons: 10
Coding region: 166-1083 (305 amino acids)
Biological process (GO): transcription by RNA polymerase III
Cellular component (GO): RNA polymerase III complex
Source: RefSeq, a predicted model, not a curated record